CCGGCUUGCUAGGGGCCGGGCGGCCUUGCAAGUUGCAUAACAUCAAACUUCGAAGCUUCUCACAUCACCAGACUCAGAGUUGGACGGUGAGGCGAGUUGGGGCGCUGCCACCGUACCAAGCUGGCAUGGGGGAUUCGUUGGUGACAGCCCUCGGGGCUGGCAUUGCGUUUCCUCCAACUCUGGGUACUGGAUACACGGCGGUGGAUGCCAAGCGAUCCAGAUUGGGGGAGGCUGCCGACAGUCGGUCGUCACUGACUCCUGUAUCCAAGGUUUUGAAAUCAGACUCAAGGCUCCUUCACUCGUCUUUCGUCGACCGCUCCCUGAGCACCACCCUGUUUGCCGCCCCCACCACCAGCGGGAGGACUGAUCCACACACUCCAGCCCUGCAUGGGAAGCCCCACUUGAGAAGAAGGCGAAAUGGGCUCAUAGUCAAUGCUGCAGCAAAGACCCUGAUUGGGUCCAUAUCUGUGAACACGGCAGAGAAUGUUGCGGCGUCCCUGGCCAAAUCGUCGGUGGUGCCAGGCGAAGUCCUGCUAGCGGCAGAGGGGCUGGUCAAGACGUUCGAUGGAGACCGUUACCUGUUUCAAGAUCUCAAUCUGACUGUAGCGCGAGGCCAGAAGAUUGGGCUAAUUGGCCACAAUGGGUCUGGGAAAACAACCCUCCUGCGGAUUCUGGCCGGCCGCGAGAAGCCCGACCAAGGAUCAGUGCAGCAGCGCAAGCAGAUCAAUGUGGGCUUCCUAGAACAGGAGCCUCCCAUGGAUGGCGAGGCCACCAUUUUGGAGGCGGUCAUCUCCGCGGACACUCCCCUGAUGGCAGCCGUCCGGCAGUACGAGAAGGCGGCCGCCAGCAUGGCCAAGGGCAACGGCGCGGCGGGCGACAAGCAGUUCCAGGCGGCCAUGGAAAAGAUGGACGCACUGCAGGCCUGGGACGUGGCCAGCGAGGCGCGCCAACUGCUGGACGUGCUCGGGGUGGGCUUCUACGACCAGCGGGUGUCCAGCCUGAGUGGCGGCCAAAAGAAGCGCGUGGCGCUUGCCGCGGCGCUGCUGGCGAAACCGGACCUGCUGGUGCUGGACGAGCCGACCAAUCACAUGGACGUGGAGGCCAUCGAGUGGAUGGAGCGCCUGCUCGGGGCGUCCACCCUCACUGUGCUCCUCGUGACGCACGACCGCUACUUCCUGGACCGCGUCUCCAACGAGAUUGUCGAGAUCAGCGCGGGGAGGGCCUACAGCCACAGCGGGAACUACAGUGCCUACCUUGCCAAUAAGGCGCUUCGAGAGGUCAGUGAAGAAGCGGCCAUCUCGAAAGCAGAGACGAUUUUGCGCAAGGAGACGGAGUGGAUGAGGCGGCAGCCCAAGGCGCGCAGCACCAAGUCGCGGGCUCGGAUUGAUCAGUACUACGCGUUGACCAAGGCGGCAGAGAGGAAAGGAGCCACCAAGGGGCUCCAGCUCGACAUUGGCAGCGAACGCCUUGGAAAGAAGAUUCUGGAGUUGCGCGGCGCGUGCAUGGACUACGGCGAGAUGCGAGUGCUGGACAACUUCAGCUACACCUUCGUGAAGGGCGACAGAGUGGGCGUCGUCGGCAGGAACGGAGUCGGCAAGUCCACUUUGUUGGAGGCGUUUGCGGGCAACUUGGCGUUGAAGAGCGGAGAGAGGGAAGCAGGGGAGACACUGAACAUUGGGUACUACACCCAAGACACGCCGGCCAUUCCCGACGACGUGCGCGUGAUGGACUACUGCCAGCAGUUUGCGGAGGGCGAGGUCCAGCUGGGCCGCGACCAGGGGGGCUUCCUCGGGAACACCGCCGCCACCGGGGAGAAGCAGGGGCUCAACGUCUCGGGCCUGCUCGAGCGCUUCGGCUUCCCCCGGGCCAAGCAGUACGACAGGGCUGGCAAGCUGAGUGGAGGCGAGCGCCGGCGGCUGCACUUGGCGACGGUGCUCAUGAGGAGGCCCAACUUUCUCAUGAUGGACGAGCCCACCAACGACCUGGACCUGCAAACUAUUGAGACGCUGGAGGCAUUUCUGCAGUCGUGGGACGGCUGCCUGGUGGUCGUGUCCCACGACCGCGCCUUCAUGGACUCUGUCGUGGAUUGGCUGCUGGUGAUGGAGGGCGACGGCCAGGUGCGCGCAUUCGAGGGCAGCUAUUCCGACUACACCGACUUCAAGCGCGAGCAGCAGGCCGCGCUGGCCAGCGAGGAGAAGGCUCAAGCAGCGGCGGCGGCCGCGACCUCAGCGGCUGUCAGCCCUUCUUCCGGCUCCAUCAAGCUCACGUACAGCGAGAAGAAAGAGUACGGGCGGCUGGAGAAGGAGAUUGAGAAGCUGACGGGCAAGCAUCGACGACAAGAGCGACCGCUGGUUGGAGUUGGCAGAGCGGGCAGAAGGCUGAGGCCCUUCCGCCUUGAGGCACGUCCUUUGCCGUUGGGGGAUCCGGAACUACUCCGUCUAGACAUCGAGGCUUUUCGGAUCCUGGCACCAACGCCAGCGUAA
Molecule: messenger RNA, 2483 nt
Organism: Klebsormidium nitens
Lineage: Eukaryota; Viridiplantae; Streptophyta; Klebsormidiophyceae; Klebsormidiales; Klebsormidiaceae
Source: the annotation of a GenBank genome assembly